Messenger RNA from Triticum aestivum (bread wheat), 2821 nucleotides. RefSeq names its product probable WRKY transcription factor 2. Lineage: Eukaryota; Viridiplantae; Streptophyta; Magnoliopsida; Poales; Poaceae. Bases 572 to 2605 code for a protein of 677 amino acids. Gene Ontology annotation, biological process: regulation of DNA-templated transcription. The transcript is spliced from 6 exons. Gene Ontology annotation, molecular function: DNA-binding transcription factor activity; sequence-specific DNA binding. The record is from RefSeq and is a predicted model, not a curated record.
AGUGGGCAGUGGCAGCAACGGAAUCAUCCUCCCACCCCACCUUCUUCUUCGCCUUCUCCUUGGUCAAACCGCCUUUCGCUCUUCUCCACCCCCUUAAAAAAAGUAGCGGCACCCGGAGAACCAACCCAGGUGCGGGGCUGGGAAUCGAGGCGGGGCGCCUCCACAAUCUCUCUCCCCUUCCCUCUCCCCUCUGGUUCUUUCGGCGUGUUCCUCGUUUCCCGGGGGCCGGGGAGUUGUUCUUGGCCAGUGGAGUCGGUCGCUCCAGACCUACCCUCGUCCGUCUGCGCCCGGCAAGAUCUUUGUUUCCCCCCGUUUGCGGCGGCUCCCUCCCUUCUUUCUUGGUUGGUGGGAGGGGAAUUCGCCAGUCUCUGCAGGGGAAUUUUAGGUCCUUCGGUUUCGCCCGAAUUGUUCCUUCUCCGUCGCCGGCGGGAGCACAUGAUCUGAGCCAGGUUCUGACCGCCUUGCCGCCCUCUCUCCCCAAUCCGUCCGCCCGCCCGCCCGCCUUCUGUUUUGGGGGAGAGAAGGAGGAUCAAUCGUCCGGUAUCGGAGCUGAGGAAGAUUUCUUGCUCACAUGGCCGGCACCAGCGAUCGUGGAUCCCUCAUGGAGGACUGGAUGGCCAUGCCACCGACGCCCAGCCCGAGAACGCUCAUGUCAAGCUUCUUGAAUGAAGACUUCGGCUCUGGUCAAUUCUCCAAUUUUUUCGGCGAACAUGUGAGCAACAAACCCCAUGAUCAAUCAGAGAAGAGAGGAGAGCUUGUGGGCUUCAGGGAGCAACUGCCUACUCAGUCAGCUACAGAUACAGCUACACCCCAAAAGGAUUUUUCCCUGCAACCAAAUUCGUUCAAUGCUAAUCAGAAAUCAAACCCACAGGGAUCUCUAGCCGAGCGCAGGGCUUCGAGAGCUGGUUUCAGUAUCCCCAAGAUUGAUACAUCUCGUGUGGGUUCAUCCACAGUUAUUCGAUCACCCAUAGCAAUUCCACCUGGUCUUAGUCCAACUACUCUUCUUGAGUCACCGGUGUUUCUCUACAAUGCUAUGGCACAGCCUUCUCCAACCACUGGCAAACUGUUUGUUGCUCCAGAGGCUAACUCAACAAUGCCACCAGAUAGCACGUUCAGUAACGAUGUUUUCUCCUUCCAACCCCACUCUGGGCCAGCAAGCUACUCAAAUAUGGAAAAGGGUUACAAUGUUUGCCACCAAAACCAGUCGUUGUCAAAUAUUCAUCAGCAAGGAUCCAGUCUUCAGUCAAGCUUUACUGCAGCCAAGGACAGUGCCGACGAAACAAUUGUCAAACCGAAGACGUCUGACUCUGUGUUCAGUGAUAAUCACUCUUCUGAGGAACAGGAAGAUGACGAGGGAGACCAAAAUGAAGAAUACUCUUCUGCCACAAAUAGCAACCCAGCUGAAGAUGGAUAUAACUGGAGAAAAUAUGGACAGAAGCAAGUGAAGAGCAGUGAGCAUCCAAGGAGCUAUUACAAGUGCACACACCCAGAUUGCCCUGUCAAGAAAAAGGUGGAACGCUCUCAAGAUGGUCAGAUAACAGAGAUAGUCUACAAGAGUUCUCACAAUCACCCUUUGCCGCCUCCAAACCGCCGCUCAGGUAUCCCUUUGUCGCAAAUCAAUGAUCAACAAGUCCAUGUUCUAGAGAAACCUGGUUCGCACGCAGGGCUCAACACUGCAUCUUUGUGGGAAAAUGGUAAAAGUGAGUGCAUUCAAGAUAUGCAAGGUGUCGAGGGAAGACCAGCUGCUGGCCCUCCUGUAUCUGCAUAUGGUGAUACAUCUAUCAUGGAGUCCCAAGAUGCAGCUGAUGUCUCGUCAACGCUGUCCAAUGAGAUUGAUAGAGCAACACAAGGCACCAUUUCUUUAGACUGUGAUGUAGGUGAAGAUGAGACUGAAUCCAAAAGAAGGAAACUGGAUGCUUUAGCUGCUGUUACCAUUCCUACUGCGACCACCACAAGUUCAAUUGACAUGGUGGCUGCAGCAUCAAGAGCUGUCCGGGAGCCUCGCGUUGUCGUUCAGACAACAAGUGAGGUUGACAUCCUUGACGAUGGUUAUCGCUGGCGCAAGUAUGGUCAGAAGGUUGUUAAAGGAAACCCAAAUCCAAGGAGCUACUACAAAUGCACGCACCAGGGCUGUUCAGUGCGCAAGCAUGUGGAGAGAGCUUCACACGAUCUGAAAUCCGUGAUCACGACAUACGAGGGAAAGCACAACCAUGAAGUUCCAGCAGCCAGAAAUAGCGGGAACGCGGGCUCCGGUUCCGGCAGUGCCACAGCAUCCGCGCCGCAGGCUAAUCUCUCGCAUCGCAGGCAAGAACAAGCGCAAGGCAGCUAUCCUCAGUUUGGUGGCGCGACUCCCUUUGGUUCCUUCGGCCUCCCGCCGAGAGGCCAUCUGGGGGCGGCAGGCAACUUCCACUUCGGGAUGGCCCCUCCAGGCAUGUCGAUGCCGCCGAUGCCCGCCGCUCGUCACCCGUCAAUGAUGCAGGGCUACCAGGGACUCAUGAUGCAGGAAGGGCAGAUGAAGGCGGAGCCAGACCAGCAGUCCGGGUUUGCGGCGUCAUCGGCUUACCAACAGAUGAUGGGCAGGCCCCCCUUUGGUCCCCAGAUGUAAAUAAUAGGAUGCAAAGAAAGGAAAGAUAGAUGUGCUCCGGCUUGCCUGUAUACAUGGUAGAAUUGCAACAGCAAUGCAUAGCUUCGUUCUAGUUUUUCUUGGUCACUCCAUUUCUUUUAUCUUGUGGGCAUUUUUUGUAAGCAAAGAAUGCAGAGACGGUUCUCAUGUCUUUCAGUUGUUUGGAAUCAGAAAGAAAAGGGAUAGCUUCUAAGACAA